Drosophila rhopaloa is the source of this 690-nucleotide messenger RNA. RefSeq names its product kallikrein-4-like. Gene Ontology annotation, biological process: proteolysis. The coding region runs from base 1 to 690 and encodes 229 amino acids. Gene Ontology annotation, molecular function: serine-type endopeptidase activity. NCBI's taxonomy places the organism in Eukaryota, Metazoa, Arthropoda, Insecta, Diptera, Drosophilidae. The record is from RefSeq and is a predicted model, not a curated record. The transcript has 4 exons.
AUGACGUCUUUUGUGAUUUUCUUAGGACUGUUUGUCUUGGUAUUCUGCCAGGAUGAAAUGCGUCAACUCCUGGAUAGUAACUGUGACCUUAAGCUUGAAAAAAGAGUAACUUCAGGAACUAAUGCCCGCCCGGGUACUACUCCUUGGAUUGCUGCCAUUAGCAAUAGAACUAAUUUUUUUGGCGGAGGCACGCUCGUUCAUCCACGUUUCGUAUUGACAGCCGCCCAUUGCAUUGAAAAUAAUAAACAAUUACUGGUCAGCUUAGGGAUGUACGACAUGACCUGCCCAGAAGAAAUGUGCCCAGAAAUAAAAAUUUAUGAAGUGAAAAAGGCCAUACCUCAUCCCCGUUAUAACGACAUUACCAAUGAAAAUGAUAUCGCUAUUUUAAAAUUGAGCGUUGAAGUGGUUUACAAUGAAUAUAUCCGAUCGAUCUGCAUUGUCACUGGUGACGGGCUAAAAACGUCGUCAAUCGUGAAUUUCUCGGCAUAUGGCUGGGGUGCAACGGAGAACCUUAACUUAAGCCCAAUCCUUCAGACCAUCAAUCUUUCCCACACACCGCAAUCUUGCUUAACGGUUUACAAUGAAUCGCAGAUCUGCGCUGGUGCCGAAAGAGGCGACACUUGCAAUGGUGACUCAGGUGGCCCACUGGUCGCCACUGGUCGUAUUCCCCUCACUGAUUGGGGUCACUAG